GGAAGCGACGCCAAAAACCCCAAAUCCCCAUAGCUCCCCACGACCCCACCCCGACUCCCAAAAUCUCCGCCUCGCCGGAAGAAGAAGCCGCCGUUGGGGCCGGCGCCUGCGGCUGCCAAGAAGAAGGAGGCGGCGGCGGCGAUGCCCGCAGCCAAAAAGCGCGCAUCCGGUGGAACCGCCGGGAGCAGGCCACUGAAACGGGCACGGGAUGACAUCGAUGACGCCGAUCUCAUCAGCAACCUUCCCGAUGUCAUCCUCGGCACCAUUAUUUCCCUUCUCCCCACCAAGGAUGGCGCCCGCACGCAGGCCAUCGCUCGCCGAUGGCGCCCGCUCUGGCGCUCUGCGCCUCUCAACGUCGACGCCGAGGACCUCUCCACCGACGAUUCCAGGUACGAGACCCGUCGCCGCGGACCUCGACCCACGACGAAAUCCAUCAUCUCCACGAUCCUCUCCGACCACCCUGGCCCUGUCCGCCGUUUCGACUUCCGCUUGAUCUGCAUCUACCCAACAAAAAGAGGGUACGGAAAGGAUGCCGCACAUAUCGAGAGCUGGUUGCGCUCCCCAAGCCUGGACAACCUUGAGGAGCUCAACGUGUUCUUCCCGAUCUCGAUUCUAGCAGAUCAGACUAAGUUUUACCCACUGCCAUCGUCCGUGCUCCGAUUCGCAUCAACCCUCGUCGUCGCCACAAUCGGCUACUGUGAUUUCCCAAAUGAAAUACUAGCUUCUUCGCUGAAUUUCCCCCUCCUCAAGCAUCUCACCAUACAGCGUGUUUCCAUCUCCGAGGAUAUCUUCCAUGGGGUGUUCUCUGCGUGCCAUGUGUUGGAGACCCUAUUUCUGCAGGAAAAUGACAUGGCCUACCUCCACAUUAGCUCUCCAACUCUUACAAGCAUUGGCUUCGAAGAUUGUUAUGUGGGUGAAGGGGGAUUGGUUAUUGAGGACACCCCGAACCUUGAAAGGCUGCUUUGUCUAGGUUUGGAUUGUGGGACUAUCAGGGUGAAUAGGGCACCUAAACUGGGGAUAUUGGGCCCUUUGUCACCCCGCAACUCCAAUAUUCAGAUUGGAAACUUAGUCUUUCAGGGGUUGAUCCCGACCAGCUUGAACAAUUCAAUAUGCACCGUGAAGGUUUUGGCUCUCCGAUUUACUUGGACUAAUUUGGAUGCAGUUCUUAACAUUCUCAGGUUCUUCCCUUGCUUGGAAAAACUUCAUGUUCUGUGGAACAAAUUCUUGAAGGCAAAGAUGGAAAAUGUCCAUCAUUAUGAUCCACUAGACCCAAUCAAAUGCCUUGAGACCCAUCUCAAGAAAAUAGUGUUGAAGAAUUACAAAGGCGACGAGCGAGACGUUAGCUUUGCCAAAUUUUUUCUUUUGAGUGCAAAAGUGCUAGAUGAAAUCAAAUUUGAACUGAAUGAGAUGAUCGACGAGAAAUGGGUGGCUGAUCAACACGGGCUGCUGGAGGUGGAAACUAAAGCUUCUCCAGAUGCUCAAAUCAAAUUCAUACGUGGUUCUUCGUAUUUAAAUGCGAAGUUAGAUAUCCAUGACUUGUCAACUUCCGAUCCCUUCAACAGCCUUUGUGCAGAUCGGCCUUUCAGAAGAAGCAGAAUCAUAUGACAGAUUCCGUUGGCUGAAAAAUCAAGACUACGCUGAUACCUGAAAAUCAUAUUCUCUUUUGCUAGUUCUUAUGGUGACGAUGCUUGAAUAUUAUGUUGCCUACAUUCCAAUCCUUAAAUUUGUCAUGGGUGCUAAAUUUCUAGUUUAAAGUUGCUUUGUAAUUCCUAACAUGGUAUGUCAUGCAAAUACUUUAAUGUCAAAAGUUACAACUGUGAGCUAGUAAACUCA
Molecule: messenger RNA, 1833 nt
Organism: Lolium perenne
Lineage: Eukaryota; Viridiplantae; Streptophyta; Magnoliopsida; Poales; Poaceae
Product: F-box/FBD/LRR-repeat protein At4g00160-like
Molecular function (GO): protein binding
Source: RefSeq, a predicted model, not a curated record